AUGAGUGUUAAUAACAACAAGAAAUGGUGCCACCAAAGUCUGUUGAAAAGUGCGGCAUUCGUUUGCAUUUUGAAUCUGGUACUCUUCAUGGUUCGUUUCCAAGGCCUGCCGCAACCAAAAAGUGAUUUUGUUAUCAACGAGUAUCGACAAAAAUAUCAAGGAACUUUGAUGAACUCCAGUAGUGAUAUGGGAGCAGAAGUGUCAGCUUCCAGUCCUCCAAGUGAAAGUCUGAUGCCAAUCAAACAACAAUGUGGGGUGGAAAAAGAUGACGAAAGCAACACAUUUUCCUUUCGAGGAACGUGGGUGGAAAAUCCAUCCCUUGGAGCUGCUCUAGAUGAACAGCAGCAAGAGUUGGGAUGCAAGCAACCACUGCUCAGCCCUUAUAAUACACAUCGUUGCUGCUCAGAGAGAGGAACCGACUAUCUUCAGUCAACGUUCUGUCCUGAGAUGGAUACCACACAGGCAAUUCACUCAUUCCUAAAUGCCACACAACGCAAGACUGUCUUGUUCUUGGGAGACUCCAUGACAGAGACCAUGUUUGCAUCUGUGGGACUGGCAAUGAGGGCUCUCCAGAUCCCGUUCCGACAUAUUGUCAAAAAGAAUCAAUAUGAAGAGCUCUAUGUGGUGCCUUCCUCUAACACAACCAUUCGCCUCAUCAAAGCUUAUAGGUUGGACGAUGUCAACCGAACAGGGAUGAACAUCCAAGAGCCAAACUCAACGCACUUUAUUAAGGAUGACAUUCUACAAGCAGCCCUCCAGCAAACACAUGUCUUUCUUUCCAACUUUGGCUUGCAUCAUUGGGGGAAACCAGAGUACCACUACCGCCAAUACAAACAUGUCCAAGAGCUUGUCCUCCGGGAAAACAAGCUUCGAAGCAAUCCACUCUGUUUGCUCUGGAGAAGGACAAUGCCACAACACUUUGCUUCCAAAACAGGAGGAGGGGAAUGGGGUGACAGGGUGCCAACAUUUGGGUCCUACGGAUGUGUACCACUCAAUAGAACAUGGCACCAUCCAAGUGACCAGGCACUUGCCAGGAUUCAAAGGGAGUUCAACCAUAGUACAGCCACUCUGGACUUUACUUCCAUCCUACAGGAUGCUCAUGAGUUCCAUUCACGAAGAAAGGGGGCAGAUUGCUCCCACAUGUGCUACUCCCCUCUCAUUUGGAAUCCUAUUCUCCAUGUUACAGCCCAAGCCAUCCAACAGUCUUGUCAUUGA
Seminavis robusta is the source of this 1215-nucleotide messenger RNA. Lineage: Eukaryota; Bacillariophyta; Bacillariophyceae; Naviculales; Naviculaceae. The record is from the annotation of a GenBank genome assembly.